UGUGUGUGUGUGUGUGUGUGUGUGUGCGUGUGUGUGUGUGCGUGUGUGUGUCCGUGUUCCUCCCUCUUCCCUCCUCGUCAGGUCUCGUGUUGUCUCGCGGUACUUGUCCAUCAGAGAAGAAGAAGCAGCGGCAGCGGAAGCAGAGAAGAAGAAGAAGACUUUGCCCGGAACCUAGUCUCAGUUUGUCGCAGCGGCUGUUUGACGGUUUGUGAUCCGGUGGAAUGAUCGUCGGGCUCCGGUGAUCUCAGUCUGUCUGGCUCGAGUCCGCAUGGAGGUGACCCGGUCUCCCCCCGAGGAGGGGGAGCUCGAAGACGGAGAGAUCUGCGAUGAUGAAACCGAGGAGAGUGUGCCUCUCCGGCGGGGGGAGGGUAGCAGGCCGGGCGGAGCGGCUCCUCCGCGGACACGGAAGCCUCGCCAACACCCGCACAUGCUGCCUCACAUGGGCCACCCGCCGCCGGACUUCCGCCUCCGGAUGCCGUACAACCUCGUAGCUCAUGGACACGGUCCUUUCCCCCAGGCCCUGCGGCAACAGUGCGGGCCGAGCGGGCCCGAUCGGCCUCCCUCUCCGCUUCCGCCUCCUCUGCCGCCGCCGGGACUCGGUCCUCGCGGCGAGCCCAGCCCGGGGUCCAGCUUCUGGGAGCGGAGUCACGGAGCCCUGGGCAGGUUCAGGCACCGGGUCAUGCCGAACGGUGGACGUGGGGCCUGGAGUCGAGGCGGCCGGGGAGGGGGAGGCCCCGGCUGCAGAGCCCCGGUCGGUCGCUACGGACUCGGAGAGAGUCACGGUAACAAAACCGACUCUCCGUCGAGAAAACAGAAGCUUCAGGGCCGGAAUCAGACGAGGAAAGCGACUCACUCUGUUUCCAAAGCAGAGAAAAGUGUUGACGAAUCCUUCGAGGACCUUCUGUCCAAGUACAAGCAGAUUCAGCUGGAGCUGGAGUGCAUCCGCAAAGAGGAGACCAUGGCCCGGGAGCCCAAAGCCUCGCCCGCCAGAGAGGAGGUCCUCGACCACACGGCCAGUAUCACAGAAACCAGACCAGAGCCUGAGGCGGCUCCUAGUCUGGCAGGAGGCGAGGAGGCAUCAGAGCUGGAGAGGAAGGUGUUCCAGGCGUUCAACAUCAAACCACUGCGUCAGAAACUGCCGGCUCCCGCUCUCCUGGACGAGCUGAAGGACAAACAGAGCGAGGCCGGCACAGGGGGCGGGGCAGAGAAACAGGGUGAGGAAGAACAAACAAGAGAAGAUGGAGGAGGAACAGAACCGAGGCCUGAACCUGAGGCCGAGGAGAAAACCUGUUUGUGCUGCAGCGAAGAAACCGACAGAGACGAGAAGGACAAACAUAAAGAGAUUUGCUCCUGCUGCAGAGAGUCGUCGGCGUCCAGCGAGGACUCUGCCGUCUCUCCUGACAAGCCCGUGGUGAAGGUGGAGGAGGAGGAGCUGUCAGAGCUGCAGCUGCGUCUCCUCGCUCUGCAGUCAGCCAGUAAGAAGUGGCAGCAGAAAGAGCAGCAGGUGAUGAAGAAGAGCAAAGACCGGAUCACUCGAGCCGCUCAGGAGAAGAAAUCUGGCCCCAGCCCCGGGGCCGCCCCUGCCACCAGACAGAGAGUGACCACCCGGUCAGUCUCCUCCGCUGCUGCUGCUGCCGCUGCACAGAGGAAUAGAGCUAGAGCCAGACCUCUGGACAGGGACCGAGACAGAACCAAGAUCGGCAACCGACCCCCUGAGAGAGACAGGCUCAAACAGAGUCCGAAACCUGGUCCCAAAGCUCUGCAGGACAGAGGGCGCACACCAGGAAAACCUCACAUGACCAAGAAGAUGAUCAGUCCAGGCUCGGUGGCGAAGCAGGCGUUCAGGAAGCAGCAGCUGAGGACAUGGAAACUGCAGCAGCAGCGACAGCAGGAGGAGAAACGACGGCAGGACGAGGAGGAGCGACGCAAACGAGAGGAGGAGAUCCGCAGAAUCCGCGACCUGUCCAACCAGGACGAGCAGUACAACCGCUUCAUGAAGCUGGUGGGAGGCAAGAUGAGGACGCGCAGUAAGUCCAGGGACCGUGAACACAGGAAGUCCACGGGUAAGCCGGGCCUGGACGCCUCAGGUAACCUCUACCAAUAUGACAACUAUGACGAGGUGGCGAUGGACACCGACAGCGAGCCCAGUUCACCAGUCCCGUCUCCAACACGCGUGUCGUUCAGCCCUGAAGGUCCAGGAUGUUUCUCUCAGGUGUCUCUGUAUGUGACGGACCCGGCUCAGUUCGGACUGGAUUUCUCUCAGGCUUUCCUCUCCCCCAUUUUGUCUGCUCUUCCUCCCCCGCCUCCGCCUCUCCCCCCUCCACCAGAUGAGCUGGACCCCCCCCCAAAACCUCCGUUGGCUGACGAGGAGGAGGAAGAGGAGAUGCUGCUGAGGGAGACGUGUCUCAUGUCCAUGGCUAACAAGAGGGUGGCAGUGAAUGAGGAGACGAGCUCCAGUGGUCCCCCCUCCCCCGGCUGCCAGCCACCUGGAGGUGUUCCGCUGCCACCCAGAGGGAACCUGAGCACCGUCAGCCUGAACACGGUGUCGCAGCCAAGGACCAACAAGUUCACCAGAGGACACCCCCCCAGAGCACCACUGGUGCUGCCCAGACACAAGUCGGUGGUGGUUUCACUCAACGAUUCAGACGACAGUGACUCGGACGUGGACGCCUGCAGCUCCACACAGACGGUGUUCGGUGGACUGGAGUUCAUGAUCAAAGAAGCCAGGAGGACGGUGGAGGCAGCGAAGCCUAAAGGAGCCUCAGGAUCUGAGAAGGAGAACAACCCCGUCAGAACUCCAGAGGCUUUACCUGAAGCAAAGAAGGCAGAGUACCGUCAGCUCAAAGAGGAAAUCGCCAGCAGGGAAAAGCAGAAGAUGUUGAAGGACCAGAGUCCUUGGAGCUCCAGCCCUGCUUUGACCGAGUCUGUGAUCGAUCUAUCAGCGAGAAUGACAGUGGAGGCGAAGCUGAGUGAGGCCGAGCAGAGACUCAACAAGAACAGGGAGCUGCUGCAGAGAGAUGAGGCCGUCCUCAGACAGCUGCUGCAGCAGGAGCUGAAGAAGAAAGAGUCUCUGAAGGUCGCUGAGGCCAAAGUCAUCAAAUUGAGAGAGCAGCUGCAGGCCUCAGAGAAGAUCGUCAGUGCCAACAAGACCCUCCUCAAGAAGCUGCAGGAACAGGUGCAUCGUGUUGAACAUCGGGUGUCCAUCAAGAAGAGUCAGGCUGCCAGGCUGGAGCAGGAACUGGCCCAGGCUCAGCUGGCGGCUGGACGAGGAUCCAAACGCAAAUCUGACCCGAACCAAACCCCUGUCAGGAAGCUGCAGCGGGUGGACGCCCCCCCCCGCGGCUCCGAGCGUCACUUUGCGGAGCUGAUCGCUCAGAAGCAGCGGCUGCAGCAGCUGGAGUCUGAGUACGCUCUGAAGAUCCAGAGGCUGAAGGAGGCCCAGGCGCUGCACCACAAGGUCCCAUCGGAGCCGCCGGCACGAGCCCCCACCCCUCCGGACCCUCAGGCCCAGACCCCCCCCUCUUCCAGUCCCAUCCCUCUUCCCCAGCCUUCCCUGCACGACCUCACCCAGGACAAACUCACACUAGACAGCGAAGACGUAGCCGAGGUUGACGAACCCGAACCUGCGCCUACACCUGCUGCCGCCGCCGCUGCUCGAGGCCCCCGUCGCCACUCGCUCCGUCAGUCCAGCUGCUCCUUCACCAAACCCAACCUGGAGCAGCUGAGCUCCACCCCAGCUAAAGACAGCAGCUCCAAACCUGCCAAGACUACGAGCAGCUGCGAGGCUCCUGCAGAGAUGCUGACGGGGCUGGACCUGGAUGCUCUGAAGCUCCGGCACCGGCAGCAGGCCCGGCUCGGAGAGCUGCUGCAGAGCGAGCUGCACAAACUGGGACAGCACAUUGACCACGCCCCCAGUGGACAGGAGGUCUCCGUGGAGGUUGACACGACAUCAAGUCCGUUAGGAAGUCCAGACCUGAAACCUGUUCCCUUUGGACCGUACCACAGCCCACUACUGGUUUUCAAGUCCUAUAGGUUCAGUCCGUAUUACAGGACCAAGGAGAAGUUAUCGCUGAGCUCCGUCACGUACAGCAACGCCAUCGAGCCCAGGAAGUGCUUCUGCCGCUUCGACCUCACAGGAACCUGCAACGACGACGACUGCAGAUGGCAGCACAUGAGAAACUGCUCUCUUACGGCCAACCAGCUCUUCACGGAUAUUCUGUCGUACAGUUUGUCUCUGAUCGGCUGUUCUGAGAGCAGCUCGGACGACGACGUCGGUAUCGCCACAGAGAAAUACAUGAAGAAGCUGUUUGGCACAAACAAAGACCGGAUGGGCGUGGACCAGAAGGCCGUCCUCCUCGUCAGCAAAGUCAACGAGAGCAAGCGACACGUUCCUCCGUUCACCACGUGUAAGGACGUGAGGAGGUGGAGGCCGAAGCCGUCGGCACAGUCCGGCCUCGGGCCUGAAGACGACAGCGAGCACGAAGCCGCACCGGGACACGUCUCACCUGGAAGACCCGACGACCGCACUAAGAUCAGCCACUCGACUGCAGACGUGUGCAUCACGUCAGAAGACAAGCGUUACUUUGACAGUGAGACGGACGACCUGUCCAACCUGGAGAGCAGCGUCCUGGAGAACCCUGGAGACACUCAGCUGUGGAUCAAACUGGCCUUCAAGUACCUGAGUCAGAGUGAAACGUCUGCGGGCGAGAGUUUGGAGGCCGCCCUCAACACGCUGUCCCGGGCUCUGGAGAGUAACUGUGACGACCCGGAGGUGUGGACUCACUACCUGUCCCUGUUCUCCAGGCGGGGGAGCAGGGAGGAGGUGCAGGAGAUGUGUGAGAUGGCUGUGGAGCACGCCCCCGACUACAUAGUGUGGUGGAACUACCUGAACCUGGAGAGCUCGUUCGAGGGGCGGGACUAUGUCUGUGAUCGUCUGCUGCACUUCCUGUUGACGGAGGCGUCGGCACGACUCACAGACAAACUGUCCUUCCAGCUGAUGGAGGCGCUGCUCUACAGAGUCCAGCUCCACCUGUUCACCGGCCGGAUGGAGGGCGCGCUCGCCAUCCUGCAGAAUGCUUUGAAGUCAGCUGACGAGCGGAGUAUUGCCGAGCACCUGACCCCCACCGACCGGGCGCUGGUGUGGCUGUCCUACAUCCACCUGACGGAGUUCGACCGGCUGCCGGCCGGCCUCUGGGACCCGGCCGAGUCCGGUCCGUCCAGAUUGGUCAGCAGAGAGUCCUUCCUGCUGCCGUGGAGAUCACCACAGGACAUCAGCACGCCACUGGACGUCCUCAUCGCUCUCUUUCAAGAUGCCGUCCACCGGUGCACCGACAAGUCUCUGUCCCAGAGCGAGAGGACGCUGGCUUGUCUUCCUCUUCACAACAACCUCAUCUUCCUCAACAAGCUGCUGCAGAGGUACGACGAGGCUGUUGCUCUGUGUGAGUCUCUGCUGGAGCUCUGUCCUGAGUCCUGCGCUCUGCGAGACGCUCUGGCCGACCUCCACAUCAGGAAAGGUAACGGCGACCAGGCGGUCAGCAUGUGGCUGCACGCUCUGGCCGAGUGUCCCAACAACGCUGAAGUGUUCUAUCACUCCUGCAAGUUCCUCAUGACUCAGGAGAAGUCGAGUGCCGUGGCUCCUCUGUUCCGAGGGUUCAUCUUGUCGCUCUGCGAGGACGAACAGAGUCAGAAGAAACCUGUGGAUGUUCUCCGUCACAUCCUUGGUUUUCCCAGCGAGGAGCUUCUGAGAAGUCCCGUUGUCAAAAAGGAUCUUCAGGAGCAACUCAACCAGCAGACGCCCUACCUGCACCUCAUCCACUGUCGCUGGCAGUGGCUGCACGGUUCUGUGGAGCAGACGACAGACGCCUUUGAGAGGGCGCUGGGAUCCCCCCUGCAGCUGGAGGAGCUGCACACCUUGUGGCUGGAUUACCUGAUGUUCAGCGUCGGUCAGCAGAGCUGUGCUCCAUCCAGACAGUUCUCCCAUCUGGUGCAGCGCUGCCUGAGCACCGUCCCCUCUCGCCUGGAGCUGCCCUUCAACCCAGCAGAGUUCUGGAACUGCUACCGCUUCCACAACCAGGUGGUUACUCUUUAUCUGAACCGUCUGCCACAGUCCCAGCAUGCACCUGUGAUGGAGAGACUGAGAUACGCCAUGCCCACCAACACUGAACUGAGCCUAAGGUUGCUGUUUGUCGAGUGGCAGGAUGGAAACAUUGAACAUGUGAAGUUUCAGACUCGGAUGUUGACAAGUAACUUUCCAAAGAGUUUAACGCACUGGAAAAUAGCGAUCGCCAUGGAGACGGAGCUCCAGGAGUCAUGUGAGGUGCGACUCCUCUAUCAUCAGGCUCUUCAGAACCUUCCUCUCUGUGCCGCCCUGUGGAAACAUCGCUUGCUGUUUGAGGCGGCUCAGGGCGCCGCCUCUUCUAGGUUAAAGAGACUCGUCGACCGCUGUGGUCAAGUGGGCGUGAGUUUAGUUGUGGGUCAAGCGCAGGGAGGAGAUCAGUGAUGUCAUCAGCUGUGACGGACUCUCGUCGUCAGCAGUAAAAAGAAAGCAGCUGAUUGGCUGCAGAGGAUUGAAUGAGACAGACGAGGUAAGACAGACUUGGUGGCUGCGCCCCCUGCAGGACGUCUGGUGUGCUCAUGGCGUGAGACGAGAUAAUGUCUGAACGUAAGUAUCGAGCAGAGGGACGGUGUCUCUCUUCAUGUCCUCCCUUCUUCUGUUUCUCUCUUUUCAUUUGGAUUCAUUUUCCCUCUUAUUUUAACUCAUCUGGGGGGCGGGGGGCUGUGUUUGACCCCCCCACCCCCCCACCACCCCACUACCCCACUGCUGCACGUUGUCUUUUUGUGUCCCAGAGGAAACGAAGACUUUUAUUUGGUUAAAGUGAUCAAAGUAAUUAGUGCUUAUUGAUCCAGCUGCUGCCUGUGUAGUAUUUUCUGUGAGUGACUGAGACUGAUCCACGCUGAGCGGCGGCCAUCUUUAAACACAAGUGACUCGCCAACGUGAUCCGAUGUGAAAUUUGUCCUUUUGGUUUGUUUCUGCCAUAAAAUCAUUAAAGAGUAUUAGCAAGGAGCAGAGCGCCUCCUGCUGGUGUUUCUGUUGGAAUCAAAUGUUAUUAAAUUAUUUUCUAAUCAAA
Messenger RNA from Pleuronectes platessa (European plaice), 7127 nucleotides. Its product is annotated as zinc finger C3H1 domain-containing protein-like. Gene Ontology annotation, cellular component: exosome (RNase complex); nucleus. Gene Ontology annotation, molecular function: protein binding. Lineage: Eukaryota; Metazoa; Chordata; Actinopteri; Pleuronectiformes; Pleuronectidae. The record is from RefSeq and is a predicted model, not a curated record. Gene Ontology annotation, biological process: RNA processing.